UACUACAUAGUUUACGUUAUUGGUGCAUAUUUAAAACAAUUCAAUAAGGUGUUACAUUUAAAUUAACCUUUUUUAAAGUUUAAAUGACUUCAUAAGUAGUAGGUAGACCAAUGAUAGUUAUAUAUAUUGAACAAUAGGUUAUAGAUGAUACAGUAAACCUCGAUUAUCCGUGUUUGCGAUUAACCGUGCUCACUCUUAUAUUGUACAUCGAUUAUUAUAUUUAUCGAAUCACCUUCAGUUUGCUUUUUUCCUUCGCUAUCGCCGAAUGUAACGUGUGGUAUAACAUAUUAAUCUUAUAAUGAGUGCUAAACGAAAACGUGUCGUUCUUUCUCUAGAGAAAAAGGUGUUGAUUAUUAACCKGKCUGUAGAUAAUGGUGAAAGUGUUCAAAAACUUGCAAAUGAAUUUGGCGUGGGUCAACAGACAGUUCRUGACUUAAUCAAACAAAAAAAAUGAAAUUUUCAAGUUCAUAUCUUGUGCAGAAGUAUCAGCUAAGAAGAGAAAAACUAUGAAAAAGUCAUCAUUAUCUAACAUGGGAUCUGCUCUUUUUGAAUGGUUUAAACAGAAGCGUAUUGAAGGCAUACCGAUUUCAGGGCCAAUGGUUUGUGAAAAAGCAAAAUGGUUUCAUGAACAUUUGAAAAUUGAGAAAACAUUUAAUGCUUCACAAGGCUGGUUAUUUAGGUUCAAAACUAGCCAUGGCAUAAGACAGCUGGACAUUCAAGGCAAAAGCCUGAGUGGAGAUUUAACUGCUGCAACACUAUGACGAAUUCAAUUCAUU
Messenger RNA from Diuraphis noxia (Russian wheat aphid), 776 nucleotides. RefSeq names its product tigger transposable element-derived protein 2-like. The record is from RefSeq and is a predicted model, not a curated record. Lineage: Eukaryota; Metazoa; Arthropoda; Insecta; Hemiptera; Aphididae.